CUCCCCUCUUUCUCUCUUUCCUAAAUUAGUUAUACAAAACACACCAUACCGAACAACAGCAUAAAUCGUAGUACGAAAACUCGACAAGCAUCAUUAUAUAUCUACUACAGCAGCCCACAACAAAAAAACACGAAUGAGCACAAACCACGAUAGAGCAAGAUAUGCACAAGCAACAACGACCAUCUGGGAUGGGUCAUACAACACCCCAUUUCUUGAAGACCAAACACCCGUGAUGUUUGAAGAGAAUGUUAGAUUCUUUUGCUACACUUGCGAUACUCAAGUCGGAGCAUAUCUCACAGAAACCUAUGAGCCCGUCUGCGAUCGAUGCUUUGGCCAAUUUAUCGAAGUACAAGAGAACAGUGAUGAUAGCAAUAACGCUACAACAGCACCCGCAACAGCAACAGCAACAUCAAAUACUAAUACAUCGUCAUCAGUACUAUCAUCGACAACGACAGAUACUUCCUCUGCUGCACAAAAUAGCAACACGACAAGCAAUAUUUAUUUGACAGUGCCACCACACCAGGACGAUCGACGAGAACGUGAGCAGCACGAUCAGCAACGAAAUAGUAGCGACAACGAUCUCCAAGAAACACAACCAGGUGUAUAUUUUCGACUAUAUGCACCUCCUGCCACAAACAGCACUAUUACCACCAGUCAUGCUCUGUGGCACACGACAUCAACGACUACGCUUCCAUCUACAUCAUCAUCACCUUUGCCGCCACGAUCACCAUCUGCGCCAUCGUCUCGUCAACAUCAUUUGUUUUCACGACAACAACAGCAAUCUGGGAGGCGCAGUGGCGGUAAUAGUGAGAGAAAAUGGUGGCAUCGGUUUUCCAAAAGAAGCGCAGCAGCUCAGCCUAGCAGCUCGACCGACACAACUACAAAUGGACGUAGCACAAAUGGCCGGCUAGGUCAGUUUGCUUCUUUGGUACGAUUAAUGAAAAGCAGGAAUGCAACAAGUGUAACAACUUUGUCAUCUUAUCAUACAGCUGAAGUUCUCGGCCAAGGUGGUGGCAAUGCAUCAUCAUCAUCAUCUGCCAUUGAAACGCCCCGACCAAGUGCAUGGCAAGAUGACGAGGACGAAGCCUGUGCAAUAUGCUCAGAUGAACUGUAUUCAGCUACCAUGCCGGCAGUGAAACUAGACUGCCAACACAUCUUCCACCGAGCAUGUAUUGCUCACUGGCUUGAAAGAGAUACUACAUGUCCUUACUGCCGAAAUCUUGCAUACAUGUCAACAGCAGAGCUGGUCACCCGCCCCCGGUGCUAAAUUAAAGAGAGCAGAACCCAGUUUAUACAAUAAUGUGAUACUAUUACCACUACCAUCGACAUCAUCAUCACCUCCAAUAAAACACAAGGAGUUG
Molecule: messenger RNA, 1361 nt
Organism: Zychaea mexicana
Lineage: Eukaryota; Fungi; Mucoromycota; Mucoromycetes; Mucorales; Lichtheimiaceae
Exons: 7
Coding region: 134-1267 (377 amino acids)
Source: RefSeq, a predicted model, not a curated record